Messenger RNA from Diceros bicornis minor, 1190 nucleotides. It is a transcript of the gene DPH7, whose product is annotated as diphthamide biosynthesis 7. The record is from RefSeq and is a predicted model, not a curated record. NCBI's taxonomy places the organism in Eukaryota, Metazoa, Chordata, Mammalia, Perissodactyla, Rhinocerotidae. The transcript has 7 exons. Gene Ontology annotation, molecular function: protein binding. The coding region runs from base 246 to 1118 and encodes 290 amino acids.
GCCACAUCCCGGUGGCUGGCUGUGCCCUCUUGGGUGUGGCAGAUGCUGGUGGAUCCAUAGAGCUGCUCCGCUUGGUGGGAUCUGAGUAGAACACUUACACACUACAGCCACUUUCUAGCUUCGUCCUCGAGAAGGAGUGUCUGGCUUUGUCCCUCGAUUGGUCCACUGGGAAAACUGGAAGAGCCAGUGACCAGCCCUUGAAAAUCAUUAGCAGCGACUCCAAAGGGCAGCUCCACCUCAUAAGCAUGAACGAGGCGGGGCCCGGACUGCAGGAUGUCGCCACAUGGCAGGCCCAUCACUUCGAGGCCUGGAUUGCUGCUUUCAAUUACUGGCAGACAGAAAUUGUGUAUUCAGGUGGGGAUGAUGGCCUUCUGAAAGGCUGGGACACCAGGACCCCUGGCACAUCUUUGUUCACCAGCAAGAGACACUCCAUGGGUGUGUGCAGCAUCCAGAGUAGCCCCCACAGAGAGAACGUCUUGGCCACGGGAAGCUAUGAUGAGCAUGUUCUCCUGUGGGACACUCGGAACAUGAAGCAGCCAUUUGUAGACAUGCCCGCGCACGGUGGGGUGUGGAGGCUCAAGUGGCACCCUUUCCACUACCACCUGCUCUUGGCAGCAUGUAUGCACAGUGGCUUUAAGAUCUUCAACUGCCAAAAGGCAAUAGAGGAGAAGCAGGAAGCAUAUGCAGUCUCUGUGUCUCAUACGUUGCCCAACUCACUGGUGUAUGGAGCUGAUUGGUCCUGGCUCUACUUCCACCAUCUGCCAAAGACUCAGCAGUCAUUCUGCUCAGGGUCUUUUCCCUGCAGCGACCCAGGAGCCAGAACAGCAGAUCUGGUCUAUAACCUGAAGGUUGUGGGCCAGUCGCCUGCUGCCUCUUCUGAUCGUUUAGCAGCCGACGAUAAAGAGGGCCAUAGCAAACCCCAGAGUGGAGGCAAACCGAGGACUGCCCUCCAGCCACUCUCAGAGGGCGUGAAGAGCGGCAGCCAGCUGCACACUGCAGAGGCCACAAUCUGUGACUGUGGCCUCUGUUUGCAGGCAGCAAACUUGGACAUCAACCUUCUAGCCACGUGCUCCUUUUAUGAUCACGUUCUUCACCUCUGGAAGUGGGAGAACCGCUGAGCUAGGGAAGAGUUUGCUUGGUUUGAAAUCAUUAAGACCAUUUCCACAAAUAAAACCAAGAGUGCGACUGUA